Molecule: messenger RNA, 1392 nt
Organism: Teleopsis dalmanni
Lineage: Eukaryota; Metazoa; Arthropoda; Insecta; Diptera; Diopsidae
Exons: 1
Coding region: 1-1392 (463 amino acids)
Source: RefSeq, a predicted model, not a curated record
AUGAUGAUAGUUAAGCUAAAAUUUGAAGAGACACUGGCGUACAUUAUUCCAACAUAUAUUAAUUGCAACAACUGGGAUGCGGAUUUUAAAAACUUAAGUGAUGUACUGUUCGAAUUUGGGUGUGAAAAUAUAUUAGUUGUAGGAGACUGUAAUGCCAGAAUUGGUAAGGAGCAAUGUUUGGAAUUUAACCCAACUUUACUAGCCAGUGGACUAAGUGCACAGCGCAAAGCUAUGGACAACAAAGUAGAUAGAAAUGGCAGAAGACUACUUGAAAUCUGCAAUACGGUAAGUCUUACUGUGCUGAACGGAAGAUGCGAGGGCGACAAAGAUGGCAAGCAUAAAUUUCACAGAGGAACUAUUGCCACCACGAUUGACUAUGGUUUAGGAGCGGGGAUCUGGUUGAAUAGAAUCAAAAAUUUCGAAGUGCAGGAUUUUAUUUACUCUGACCAUCAGCCGAUUACAGUAAGUGUCCACGCCGGGAAAAAUAUUUCGGAGGAAAAUUCAGGUCUACAGUUGUUACCUAAACUAUACUGGAACAAACGUAUCGAGAAAAUAUAUAAUUUAACACUUAAUCAACAAAUUAUUGAAGUAAAUAGAGCGACAAUAUGCUCAACAAAUGGAAUUGAGUUUUUAAUGGAUUGUAUAAAUAAUGCAGCAAAGCCUCUGCAACAAAAGCAAAAAACUGGCGUAAAACAAAACCAAUGGUUUGACUCUGAAUGUAAAAUAUUAGGAGAUACAUCUUUUCGAUGGCUAAGAAGAGUUAAAAAAACAGGAUUAAAGGAAGACAUGACAAACUACAGUCAAGCAAAUAAACGAUUUAAAGAACUUCUACAGCAUAAAAGAGCGACUUACUAUAAUGAGCUAGCUAUCUCAAUAGCUACAGUAAAGGACAGUAAAUCCUUUUGGGGCAAAGUUCGAAAACUGAACGGAACGAGCCAUAUAAAAAAUGCAAAGCUAGACGCACUGGAACUGAGUAAACACUUUGAGCGGAUACUAAACAACAGCAUACAUAAUGAGAGUUUAAGUUAUGAGAUGCCCAUACGUGAAAUGAGUGAACUAGAUACAACGAUUACAGUAGCAGAAGUCAAAAAAAUAUUGCACAAGUGUAAGGAUAAUAAAGCUCCUGGAGAGGAUCGAGUACCCAUGGAAUUCCUUAAAUAUGCUUCGGAUCUAUUUAUUGAAAAUAUGACAGCAUCAUUUAAUUAUAUCUACAACAGCGGCAAUGUACCUGAUUCUUUUCGCAAGUCGAUUAUCUUCCCAUUGUACAAAAAAAGCGACACAAAGAAUCCAGAAAACUAUAGGGGUAUAUCUUUUAACAAUGCCAUUGCGAAAGUAUUUGCAAGUAUUUUGAACGAGAGGCUACAAGAAUGGUUGAUAACCAUGCACUGUUAA